UCUUGCCUGUCUUGCCCUGACCGGGCUGCUCGUGGCCGCCUGCAUGCCCGAGCGCAGCGUCGUGCCGCCCUACUACAAGGACAUGGCGCGGGUCGACGCCGCCGUCGACGCACCGUCCGCGCAGCAGAUGAUUUCCAGCUACCGCCAGUCGAACGGCGCGGGAUCGCUGACCAUCGAUCCGGCCCUGAUGCGCGCCGCGCAGGCGCAGGCCGCCGCCAUGGCCCGGGCCGGCGACGUGAAGGCGUCGCUGUCCGCCGGAAACGGCCUUGCCGCCCGGCUCGGGGCCGUCGGCGAAACCAACACCUAUGCGGUGGAAAAUGUCAGCGCCGGCUACCGGACGUUGGCCGAGGCCUUUUCCGGCUGGCGCGAUUCGCCCAAGCACAACGCCGUCAUGCUCGACGACAGGGCGACGCGAAUGGGCAUCGCCACGGCCUAUGCAUCGGGCUCCAAGCACAAGGUGUUCUGGUCGCUGGUGCUGGCCGCCCCGCCCACGGUGCCUGCCACCUGCAACAUUGCCGAGCUUGCCUGCGGCCGUUUCGCGGUGCGCGAGCCGGAGCGGAUCGCGCUGCUGCACCGGCGGGCGGACGGGGAGACGGAGCGCUGGAGCUACGGCGCGCUGCAGGCGGCCUCCGGCCGCUUCGCCAAUGCGCUGGCGGCCAAGGGCGUGACCCGGGGCGAGCGGGUGGCGCUGCUGCUGCCGCAAGCUCCCGAGACGCUGAUCGCGCAUCUUGCCAUCUACCGGAUGGGCGCCAUCGCGGUGCCAUUGGCCAGCCUCUUCGGCGCCGAGGCGCUGCGCUACCGGCUGGAGCAUUCGGGCGCGGCGGCGAUCGUCACCGACGCGGCCGGGCUUGCCAAGCUCGAGGCGCUGGGCGAUGCCUUGCCGGAGCUGCGCCUGCGCAUCGUCACGGGUGAGGUGGCGGGCGCGCUGCCGGAAGGCACGUCUGGCUUCGACGCGCUCCUUGCGGCAGCCCGCGAGGAUUUCGAGACACUGGCGACCGGUCCCGACGAUCCG
Molecule: messenger RNA, 1012 nt
Organism: Symbiodinium necroappetens
Lineage: Eukaryota; Dinophyceae; Suessiales; Symbiodiniaceae
Source: the annotation of a GenBank genome assembly